AUGUCUUUGGGAAUUUCAAUCGCGUGGAUGUCACCAGUUAUACCGAAACUAAUGUCGAACAAUACAGACAUCAAUCCUUUGGGAGAAGCAAUAUCGACACUUCAAGUUUCUUUGAUACCAGUUCUUCUGUUUUCUUCUACCACUUUAACAUAUCCACUGUGGGCAAAAGUUGUUGAUAGAAUUGGAAGACGAACUACCUUAAGACUUCUUGCUGUUAUUCUUUUAUUUAGUUUAACGACUACAGCGUUUGCGAAUCAUUAUUAUAUUUAUUGUGUUACAUUAGCAGGUACUGGAUCCAGUGUUGCAGGUUCAAUGCUUUCCGCAUCUCUUUACAUCAAUGAAAUAUCAGAAGAUAGCUACAGAGGAACAUUAGGCUGUUUAUUGGGAUUACAAAUACCAUUAGGACUUCUUUAUGGUUUUGUUUGUGGAGCAUUGUUCAAUGUUAGAGUUUUCACUUUGCUUUGCGCAGCACCCGCUGUUAUCCAUCUGAUAUUGUCGCCUUUCAUACCAGAGUCGCCUGUUUAUUUGAUAACAAAUCAUAAACGAAUUGAAGCGGUUGCUGCACUGAAAAAAUUGGGACGUACUUUAGAUAAAUCGGUUACUGAUAUGGAAAACGAAAUUGUAAAAGCCACUACCUCCCCAAACCAGAAAUGUUUUUUCGAAAUUUUUAAGAACAGUAACACGAGAAAGGCAUUCUUUUUAGCAUCACAAAUGUUUGUUAUCGAACAAUUUUCUGGUAUAUCUAUUAUAUUAGCUUACGUUGUAACUAUUAUAGACAAUUCCCAGUCAACUUUGACAGGCAAUGCAGUAAGUAUAAUAAUAGGUUUAGUAAAAGUAGCUACAUAUUUGAUCUCACUUUAUCUAAUAGAUAGAAUAGGAAGGAGAAAACUAAUACUUACUUCUUCUUUUCUAUGUAUCUUUCCCAUAUUUUUCAUGGGAGUUUAUUCCUAUCUCUCUCAUAUUAAAUCACAUGCAUUUGAUAAUCUUGGAUGGCUACUAGUAACAUUUGUCAUAUUUUACGUAAUGGCUUAUUCAAUAGGAUUGGGAACAGUACCAAUGACAUUUGCUGGCGAAGUUUUUCCUGAUGAUUUUAGAGCUACCGGGGUAGCUCUUGUUUUAGGUAUAGAUCAAAUUUUAGCUUGCGCUAUAUCUUUUUCUUACCCCAAUUUAGCUGAAUUGUGGGGAUCUCAUUGGUGUUUUUGGGUCUGUAGUUUUGUAACCACAAUUGGUUUUAUAAAUAUGUUUUUUACUGUGCCCGAAACUAAAGGUAAAUCUUUUGCGGAAAUACAAAAAAUGUUAUCAAAGUAA
Diorhabda carinulata is the source of this 1308-nucleotide messenger RNA. Its product is annotated as facilitated trehalose transporter Tret1-2 homolog. Gene Ontology annotation, cellular component: membrane. Lineage: Eukaryota; Metazoa; Arthropoda; Insecta; Coleoptera; Chrysomelidae. The transcript has a single exon. The record is from RefSeq and is a predicted model, not a curated record. The coding region runs from base 1 to 1308 and encodes 435 amino acids. Gene Ontology annotation, molecular function: transmembrane transporter activity. Gene Ontology annotation, biological process: transmembrane transport.